Molecule: messenger RNA, 1212 nt
Organism: Neohortaea acidophila
Lineage: Eukaryota; Fungi; Ascomycota; Dothideomycetes; Mycosphaerellales; Teratosphaeriaceae
Exons: 1
Coding region: 1-1212 (403 amino acids)
Molecular function (GO): protein binding
Source: RefSeq, a predicted model, not a curated record
AUGGCUAGGACGAAAGUAACCUCACGACGACCAGGAGGAACCGCCCGGAACGCAAAAAUGAGCAAGCCACGAGAAACGCCAGAAGAGCUGUACGCCGCCGCUCUGCAACUAGUCGAAAGAUCUGAGCCCGAUGCUGCGCUGGAGAAGGCGACGAGUCUCUUCGCGCAGGUCAAGGACCGCAGUCCGUCUCAAGUACUACCGGCUGUGAACCUACUGGGGGAAAUCAACGUUGAGCUCGGAGAUGUCGACAAAGCUAGGGAGUGGUUCCUUCACGCCACGCGCUUGGACCCGGAGGGCAAACUACCGGAGACGGUGGGAGGGGGAGCAGAGAAGUUCCUCUGGCUGGCGCAGCUGUGUGAGGAAGGCGGACAGGAGAGUGUGAAGUGGUUUGAGAAAGGCGUGCGCGCUUUGCAGGCCGAGAUUGUCGCUUUGGAAAGCGGAGACGCUCGCCCUGCCGUGAUGGACGAAGAAGCGCUGCUGAUCGCACGGUUGGAAAAGAAGCGCAAACUAGCCAAUGCGCUCUGCGCCAUCGUCGAAGUCUACAUGACCGAUCUCUCCUGGGAAGCAGACGCAGAAGCACGGUGCGAAAACCUGCUCACCGAAGCCAUGACGGUGGAAGACGAGCCCAGCCCGGAAGUCCUGCAAACCCUCGCUUCCGUGCGACUAUCGCAAGACCGAAAAGCAGACGCGCAGGCCGCGCUCACGCGCUCCAUCGACGGGUGGAAGGAUUUGGAGCCCGAAGACCCCGGCGUGCCGGACUUUCCGACGCGCAUUUCGCUCACGCGACUACUCAUGGAAGCGGAGAUGGAGGAGCAGGCGAUGACUGUGCUGAAUCGUUUGAUUCUGGAAGACGACCAGAGCGUGGAAGCUUGGUAUUUGGGAGGGUGGUGCCAGCACUUGCAAGCGGAGCGGCUCAAAGAAACCACUUCGACCGGAACGGAGGGCCCUGACUCGGAGCGCGCGCAGUUAGUGGAGGAUAUCAUGAAGGGCAGCAGGCAUUGGUUGAAGACCUCGAUGAAACUGUACCACCUGCUGGAGUAUGAGGAUGACCGGCUGUUUGAUCACGCGAACGAACUUGUCACAGGCCUUGACGCGGUACUGGGUCCUGAGGAGGAAGGCGAGGAUGCGGAAGGCGGAGACUACGAGGACGAAUGGGACGGCAUCAGCGAGGAAGAGGGUGGCGAAAUUGACGAAGAGAUGAAGGAUGUCUGA